UAUGAAUUCUACACUAAUGCAAAGUCAAACAUACAGUUUUGGAGGCCCUCAACCUGUAAAAACAACGAAAUAUUGCAUUAAAAGAUAGUCCGGGACAAAGUACAUGAACAAAAAAUGUCUAUUUUGAUCAGAUAAUAAAAGCAGCAGGUGGUCUGUCUUUUUCUGUACGCUCUGUAGUGUGAGCUUGAAGUAGAUGUAGAUGCUUGAUGUAGAUAAAACUGUCUGCACACCCAUGCAGCCGCGCACAGCUCAACUUUCACACUGAAGGCAGUGACAGCAGUUUCUGUUUAGAAUAUGACCUGAAAGACAAGACCUGACCUUGUUCUUAUAUCUAUUAAUACAGUCUGUAGGUAAUAUAGGGAGAGAGAUUAAUAAAGAGAUAAAUUAUAAAUACAUUUACUUAAAUGUAAACAAUAAGUUGAACUUGAAUUCCCCCUGUCAAUGAAACACUAAUAGAUCAAGGAUCAAGUUAAUUUAAUUGUCCACGUAUACAAUGUUGCACAACAAAAACAAAGUUUGUUGUCCCCCUCAUACACAGUUAAUUAAAGAUAGAAGAGGAAGAGGAUAAAAACAAAUUAAACUGAAUUUGCAUAUGGUUAAAUGUGAACAGGCGCAACAAGAUGGUGAUGAUAUGGACAAAGAACCAUGCUAGUAUGUCACUAAUGGGUCACCAUGGCAACACUUUGCUGGGGGUUUUGUCCCAGUCAUAAAUGUAAAUAUAACAUUGCCCAGAAAUACUUUGCUGGAUGAGAGACUUGUACUUACACUUACAGUAUAUGAUGUUGAACUGUCUGAACCAUGAUUACUUUUUCAAAGUGCUAAGACAGUGACAACACACUUCUCUCCCAUAACUGCUCACUGUAUUAUUCAACUUUUCAUGAAUGUUUGUUGUAUGUCAUGAGUUAAAGAUAAGUCUUCAAACUUUCUCUGGUGACCACUUUGUAUUUACUUGCUUACAGCAGGGAUCUGCUCAUAACAGCAGUAUAUGUGAUCUGUACGCUGGAGAGGAAAACCAUCUGGUUUGAACAACCAUCAGGAAGCAAAGAGCUCCAGCAACCAAACGGUUGUUCUGCGAGUUUGCCAUCCGAACACGUGAUUUGUGCCUUAAAUUAGCUCAACAAAAGGAUGCAAGCUGUGAUCAAACUCUGGAACUGAACUCGACUCCUUGUCUCCUUGUAGUGACUGAGCAGAGCCCUGUGACCCUCGGUGACUCUGUCUUGAUCAGAGGUUCUUCGCAGUCUCCAGUCAGCGUAUAGCCACCCUUAGCUAACUGAACUCAUUUGCUAAUAUCAGCUAGUAACCACAGCCAAAUAUAUCUACAGCAAAGAGUAUAGCUUCCUCUGCUUUGGAAACCAGCUCCAGCCCAGCUUGGUGACAUGACUGGCCUUUUGCUUUUGGGGAAAUUCCUUAAACAUCAUAAAAUAAAUGGGUACAGUGCAGAGGUGACGUGAAAGUUUCAUUCUGGUUGGAGGAACAAUUCUUUUAAAUUAGGUUUCCGCUUAAAUGGUUGCUUUCCUUUAGGGGGCCAAGUUCUGUGUUUUAGUUUGAACUUUCCUCAGGUAGUAGAAGUUCAGUUAAAUAAUUUCUAUGAAGCAUGCAAACAUUGACUUUAUUCCAGCUGUGACUUGCACAUGAAACAAAAUUCUGUAUAUAUGAAGUGAAAUGCAGAUUUAAGAGUUAAACAUGCAGAACAAAAAUUUAAAAAACUGAAUGUUAACUAGAGCACAGAGUAACCAUGUUGUAUGUGUGUGUGUGUGUGUGCGUGCGUGUGUGUGUUUGUGUGAGCUAUCUAUGAACAAAUGAUCAGCGUGAAGUGUGUGUGUUCCAUUGGCCUGACAAAAUUAGAAAAUAACUGCAUGUUUGUCUCUGCACAGACAAUGAAAAUAUCAGUGCAGGCAGUUUGUGAUGAAAUUAUGAAGUAGUUAACAUCAAGGGAGAUUAAUCUAAGUGUCAAAGCACAUGCAUGUCAAGUGUGUGCAUGCCUCUUUGGUCCGUCUGAUGUGUGAUGAACUUCAGAUGCUAGCUGUGGUUUUCCUGUGAACUAGUUCUGCAAAUUGUCUCGUGAAUGUUUCAAAGUCAGUGUAACUAGCAGCCCCGACACACACAUACACAUCUUCACUGGAGGAUUCUGGACGGUCUUAGUUUUCAGCUUCAUCAUGUCUGGGCGGCUGUUGUUUGUCAUCAUCAUGUAUUCCUUUCAUAAGAUUCAAACACAAGCUCUUCUUCCACCUAAACUGACAGCGACUCAAGCAGAGAUCACACUGACAGACUCAGUCACACUGAACUGUGAGGCUCCAUCAUCAGUUUCUGUGUCUCGGUGUCAUUUCUACAUUGGAUCAAAUGUCAGAAUCUUCUCUUGUCAGAAGACACUUGUAGCCACUGAACUUCUGCAGAUCUCAAAUCAGCGUUCACCUGCUGAUGUUAAAGUGAGAUGUUUCUACACUGUAAAGUAUGAAGAUUCAGAUUCUCCAUCUCCACAUAGUGACACAACUUCCAUCAGCGUACGCACUCUUCUUCCACCUAAACUGACAGUGAAUCCAGUGGUGAUCUCAGAGACAGACUCAGUCACUCUGGACUGUCAGACUCCUCCAUCUGUUCAUGUGCUGCAGUGUUUAAUCUACAUGAUAAAAGGAGAAGGGAAGGAAAAUAUCGAAAGCUCCUCAUGUCUGAGGAAGGUGACAGGAACUGAGCUGCUGUUGACGACAAGUCAGAGUUCACCUGCUGAGUUUAAAGUGAGAUGUUUUUAUACUGUUUCGGGUUCUCCAUCUCCACACAGUGACACAUCCACCAUCACCAUACACAAUCAAACACCACAACUGAGUCUUCAACACUUUCCUGGUGAACACGCUCUCUUUACUUGCUCUCUGCCUGGAUCUGCUAAUCCUGACACAAGAUGUAACCUGUACUUUGGAGAAGCCAGUGAUCUAGUUUCAACAACAACCAUCUGGAGUAAAAGAGACCCAAGAACCAAUCAGUGGUUCUGUCAGUUUACUGUCACAGCUGAUGAUUUACUGAGACGUCUACGUUCAGUUCAACAAAGUGAUGCAAGCUGUGAUUACAGUUUGGGAAGUGAACCCAAGUCUUUGUCCACUCGUAGUGAUCGAUACAGCCUGACUGAUAUUAAGAGAAGUGAAUCAAGAGGGGCCCAAACACAGCCAGCGUCUACAAAGACCACAGGUACAACCAUGACCACAGCAGGUCUGAAAGUUAGCAGGUCUCAGGCUCCCACUCCAGGAAGACACACAUCAGUUAAAAGUCAGACUUUUGGCAACACUGAUGGGUCGAUCUCUACUUCCCAAACACCGGGGACACCAACGUCAGUCAAAACUUGUACAAAACUGGCAGCAACAGGAGACAGUACAGUAACGUUAGAUCAGACACUUCAUGUGCCUGGCGCCGACCCCACACAGAAUCCACCAUCAGCAGAAACAUGGACGUGGAAGUUGGCAGCCAUGGCUGGGUUCGGAGUUGCUGUGGGGGUUAUCUCAGUGGGACUGGUACUUCUUUGUAAAAGAGGAACAGAGAGACGGUCUUACAAGAGGACACCAGCCAAGGUCACAGAUGACUCUACACCCAUGAAACAUCUCGACCAUGGAGGAUUGUUACCUGCAGGUAAUGGUGAGGUCUACAAUGUGAUCACCUCAGUACCUGGUGCUGACUUUUCAACUGGUUCUAAGAAAAUGAACAUGCAAGAGAAUCGAAAUGAGGAUUCUGAUGUAUACCAUUUGUACACCACCAUCUCUGAUGAGCCACCUCCGUCAGCCCUGAAGGACAUGAUGUACAGCACGGUGCAGCUUCACUGAGACACAAAUGUUUUUAUAAUGUGUAGAGAAACAGAAAGCGGACAGUUUUUUAAUUUUUUUUUUAUUGUACUGCUGGUUUCUAACCGUGUGGAAUUCUAAAACUUGUAAUAUAUCUUCUUCUUCUUAUUAUUAUCUAGGAGGGAGGAAGGAUGGAAUUUGAUGUAGGUGAUAUGUGUUGUCUGGUGUUUACCUGAAGAAAAAAAAAAUGUGGCGUGCCACAAGGUACAGUCUUGUGCCUCCUCCUUUAACCUGGUCAAAGUCUCUGUUCUUAUAUGUAGACGAUGUAACUAUUGUUGAAGAAACAGAAAAUAAAUGAUACAUGUGUUUGUCAGAGUCUGUGUAACUCGAUCUCAAUAAAGGGUUAAAAAGUCCUUAA
This is a messenger RNA of Acanthopagrus latus (yellowfin seabream), 4179 nucleotides long. RefSeq lists its product as uncharacterized. Lineage: Eukaryota; Metazoa; Chordata; Actinopteri; Spariformes; Sparidae. The transcript has 18 exons. The record is from RefSeq and is a predicted model, not a curated record. The coding region runs from base 2157 to 3803 and encodes 548 amino acids.